Messenger RNA from Paramecium pentaurelia, 515 nucleotides. NCBI's taxonomy places the organism in Eukaryota, Ciliophora, Oligohymenophorea, Peniculida, Parameciidae. The record is from the annotation of a GenBank genome assembly.
AUGUUAUAAUCUUAUAUAAAUAGAUUCCUUAUAAGUAAUAUAGUUGUAUAAUUUAGAAUUGGGUAUUAUCAGAAAGGAUGAAUCAUUUAUAGUUAGAGAAGAAAUAAGAGAAAAUGCCACAUGGAGUGAUCUAAGAUAAAAUCGAAUAAAAUAAAUAAAGGAUGAUCUUGAAAGUGGAAAUAUCAAUGUUGAUUAAGAGAUAAUAGAAUAAUCAGGAUAAACUCUACUUACUUAGAGUAUAGUAAUAGAUAGAUAUGAAAUAUUUUUAUUGUGUUUAUUAUAUUAAGGUAUAAGUAUAUUAUAAAUGACAUUUAGCAAAUGUGAAUUAAUAAACCUAUGAAGGAAUGAGACCAAUUCAUUUAGCAGCAAGUCUAGGGAGAUUAAAAAUGUUAUAGGAUUUGAAACUAUAUGGAGCUGAAUUAGAUGCUAAAGAUGAAUUGGGUAUGACAGCAUUAGAUAGAGCAAAAUUAUACAAUCAUUCUGAAAUAAUUGAGUUUUUGUAAUAAAAAUAAUGA